Molecule: messenger RNA, 985 nt
Organism: Empidonax traillii (willow flycatcher)
Lineage: Eukaryota; Metazoa; Chordata; Aves; Passeriformes; Tyrannidae
Gene: PPP1R1C
Product: protein phosphatase 1 regulatory inhibitor subunit 1C
Biological process (GO): intracellular signal transduction
Cellular component (GO): cytoplasm
Molecular function (GO): protein phosphatase inhibitor activity
Source: RefSeq, a predicted model, not a curated record
UGAGCUGGUCCACAAUUAGCUUAUUGUUCCUUUCAGCUUUCUGCUGAGAGGAUCUGAAGGACUGCUGAAGAGAGGGGAGAGGGGGGAAAAAAAAAAAGAAAAUAGCCAAGCUAUUGGCAUCUCUGUGGAUGUGGAAUAAGGGAGUUGCUCGACUCACGCAGACUCCCGUGCUAAGUCGGGAGUUACAGCUGUUACUGCGGAGCACUCAGCCCGGCUGUGGGGACGGCGCCUGGCGAGAGGCACAGACCCAGUCAAGCUCCAGGCUCUUCUCUCGUCUGACUCACCUCAGCAUCACAAUGGAGCCCAACAGCCCCAAAAAAAUACAGUUUGCUGUGCCCCUGUUUCAGAGUCAAAUAGAUCCAGAGGCAGCUGAGCAGAUAAGGAAAAGACGGCCUACACCAGCAUCACUCGUCAUCAUGAAUGAACAUGUGCCCCCAGAAAAAGAUGAGAAGAGAACAAGCAUCUCACAGGCAGAGUCCCAGAGCGCCUCUCCCAAGCAGAGGAAGCAGAGCGUCUUCACCCCUCCUGCCCUCAAAGGGAUUAAGCAUCUGAAGAGUCAGAGUGAUUCAGUGUUUCCAGAAGAAGAAGAGGGAGCUGGUGAAAGGGAAGAGGAGUGGGGCCAUUAACCAGGGCAGAGCUGUCCCAAGCCCCGUCAUGGAGAGUAACUGAACUGCGGGGCCAUGUGUGUGCCAGAUCCUCCACCACCCGCCCCAUGUGCCACCAGGGCUCCCCGGAAAGUGCCCUCUAAUGGGCUUCACAGACACCUGCAAAUGUGUCCUGUGACCCCUAUACCUGAAGAUAAAACGGUUAUUUUAAAGUAAUUUUUCUUUCAUUUUCUAUGACUUGGAAAUGUAAUCUGCAAACGUGUUAGCUACCUGACGUCAGUACUGCCAGAGCUUGACUACUGCGUGUGAGUUGUACUCUAAGGUUUGUUGUAAAUAAAACGGAUUUAAAAGGUAUAAAAUAAAUGAGACAUUAAUUUCGA